CUGGGUUGUUGGCUUCUACUUUGUUCUGUUCGGCUCCUUUUCAUGAUAUGGAGGCCAGACCGCCAGAAAACACUGAUACUAACACCUCUGCCUCACCCACAAAUACCGUGCUGGAUGCACGAGCCAACUUUUUCCAAAGACAUCCAGCCAUUGCCCAUUUCACAGUGUUAGCACUGUUUUUGACACCACUUGCUACGGUGCCAUAUUUGCUGUCCAAGAGACGUAUCUCCGCUCUAUCCAGAAGGUUGGACGAACUCUCAGCCACAACCACUGCUUUACGGAAGGAAUUAAAGGCUUCUGCGGCUGAGAAUGCCACACGGAAGGUGGAAUUACAUCGCACCUCAGCCUCACUUGAGGCUGCAAGGUUGGAACUCAUUCAACUGCGCCGCAGCCUCAAACAGCUUCGUACGGAACACGAUGCGUCAGAGAUAACGACACGGAACGCUCUGAAGCAGCUUCUUGAAGAGAGAAAGCUGACCAGCGAACGCCUGGCACUUCUCCCACAGCUGGGCACUUCACUGGCUGAUGUCGCCGCAUUCAUGUACGAAGUAGAGUUACAUCACGGUAUUACGCCAAGCGUCAUUGAUGGUCAUGGUGUGGAAAGGCUUCGCCGACUUGCACUCAAAUUCCAGAUAGCGCAGUCGGAGAGGCCAAGGUAGCCACCUACAAUCGUCAACCACGUACCCCUACUUCAGUGGGGAUAAUCGUGAGAUGGUUCCAGAGUUGAUUAUGAUGGACUAGGAAGUUUGGAUAACUGUAUGAUACAUCUCACGGUGUACCGAUAUCUGAGUGCAUUGCAGUGCUGUAUCAUGUAUAUAUAUCGCGGGCCACGCCAGUACUUGCAAGGUCGAGUAAACCCGUUACAACGUUAUAUCCUGAUCUUUGAUUUUGAUUACAACAACGGCAAAGCAUUUCCAAAACUCUACC
This is a messenger RNA of Suillus subalutaceus, 927 nucleotides long. RefSeq lists its product as uncharacterized. Lineage: Eukaryota; Fungi; Basidiomycota; Agaricomycetes; Boletales; Suillaceae. The record is from RefSeq and is a predicted model, not a curated record. The coding region runs from base 48 to 659 and encodes 203 amino acids. The transcript has 2 exons.